This is a messenger RNA of Daktulosphaira vitifoliae (grape phylloxera), 5138 nucleotides long. It is a transcript of the gene sno, whose product is annotated as protein strawberry notch. Gene Ontology annotation, biological process: regulation of DNA-templated transcription. Gene Ontology annotation, cellular component: nucleus. NCBI's taxonomy places the organism in Eukaryota, Metazoa, Arthropoda, Insecta, Hemiptera, Phylloxeridae. Gene Ontology annotation, molecular function: chromatin DNA binding; histone binding. The coding region runs from base 350 to 4420 and encodes 1356 amino acids. The record is from RefSeq and is a predicted model, not a curated record. The transcript has 24 exons.
CCGGCAAAACUAUUGUAUUGAUUCUAACCUGUAUUCUUUUGUCCUGACAAAAUUACUGAGAGUAUUUUUUUCCCGGGACUGAAAAUUUAUAAACAACGAUUUUUACGUAAAAGUUUUUUUGCCUUUUCAAAAUUGACAGUACAUUCAUCCCCGAGUUACUUGUUGUUAAGUUAAAGUACUGCUGCAUUCAGGGCGGUUCCACCAAUAAGCUUGCAGCCGGAUUUUUUUAUUAUGAUCCACCGAAAUUAAUCAAUACCGCUGUCGCCGAUUCGCGAAAAUUGUAUUCUGGCCACAUUUAGAACGCCAGUAACCCUUCCGUGAUACAUAGGAAGAGCACUUCUAAUCUGAAAUGGCUUCCAGUGAUAUCAAGGUAGAAAAAAAUCCUGAUUCAGGCAGUGAUUUUGAUGAUGAUGAUGAUCCAGAUAAAAUUGAAGUCCCAGGCGGCGGAAAAGAUUUAGCAACAGCAGCAAACAUAAAAUCAUCUUUUAAGGAUGAAAAACCAUCUAGUACUAGUAUUAAUACUAAUAAUUUAAGCAAGCCAUUGGAAUCUACAUAUAAAGUGAAUUCUAACAAUAUGGGUUAUUCAAAAGUAAUGGGUGGUAUGUCAAACAAUUGGAUGGGUUCAAUGAUGAAUAAUCCUUUUGUAAAUAUGGCGCAAGGAACUUCUAAUAUGAUGUUUGCACAAAACAUGCCUUAUCCAGGAAUGAUUCCUCCAAGUAUAAAUCCAAAUCAGUUUUUACAAGGCAUGGGAGGAGGUGGAGGAAUGAUGGACGCAAAUGCAGCAACUAAUUUUUUAUAUCAGCUUAUUAGUAGUGGUGGUAGUAAUGCUGCUAUGAUUUCUCAACUACUGAAUUCUGGAAAUCCAGCUGCUAAUUUAUUUUUACAAAAUUUAUUGCAACAGCCAACAUUCCCACAGCAAGGAUUUCCUAUGAAUCCUAAAAAUUUAAAUCCAUAUUGGUAUAAUCAGUCAGUGAAUAACAAAAUGGCUAAUAAUCGUACUACAGAAGAAGAAGAAGACAAUGAAGAUGAUGAUAUGGGAGUUGCUGAAACGUAUGCAGAUUAUAUGCCAGCUAAAUUGAAGCUUGGUAAAAAACAUCCAGAUCCUGUUGUAGAAACUGCAUCUCUCUCAAGUGUAGAACCAGCUGAUGUUAAAUAUGAAUUAUCUAUACCUAUGGAUACUAUUAAUUCAGGAUCACUUUCUGCUCUUCAGUUGGAAGCUAUUACUUAUACUUGUCAACAACAUGAACACAUUUUACCAGAUGGCUCACGAGCCGGUUUUCUUAUUGGUGAUGGUGCUGGUGUAGGUAAAGGACGAACAAUUGCAGGAUUAAUAUAUGAAAACUUUUUGAAAGGACGUAAAAAAGCCAUUUGGGUUUCCGUAUCAAAUGAUUUGAAAUAUGAUGCUGAACGAGAUUUAGAAGAUAUUGGAACAAAAAAUAUCAAAGUUUACUCUUUAAAUAAGUUCAAAUAUGCCAAAAUCAAUAGUCCAACCAAUGGAAAUGUUUCUAAAGGUGUGAUAUUCUCUACAUACUCGGCUCUUAUUGGUGAGUCAAGUGGCGGAGGAAAAUACAAAAGUCGUUUGAAACAAAUAUUAAAUUGGUGUGGUGAUCAUUUUGAUGGAGUUAUUGUUUUUGAUGAAUGUCAUAGAGCUAAAAAUUUAUGCCCUGUUGGAUCAACAAAACCAACUAAAACUGGUUUAACAGUUUUAGAACUUCAAAAUAAGUUACCAAAAGCAAGAGUUGUUUAUGCAUCAGCUACUGGUGCCUCAGAACCACGAAAUAUGGCUUAUAUGGUUCGACUUGGCAUGUGGGGACAAGGAACAACAUUUCCUGAAUUUCUUGAUUUUAUUAAUGCAGUUGAAAAACGCGGUGUUGGUGCUAUGGAAAUCGUAGCAAUGGAUAUGAAACUUAGAGGAAUGUAUAUUGCAAGACAACUGAGUUUUCAUGGUGUUACCUUUAAAAUUGAAGAAGUUCCUUUGUCACCAGAAUUCACAAAUGUUUAUGACAGUGCAGUGAAACUGUGGGUUGACGCAAUGCAUAUGUUUCAAGAAGCAGCUGAACUAAUUGAUGCAGAAAAUCGCAUGAGAAAAACUAUGUGGGGACAAUUUUGGUCUUCUCAUCAAAGGUUUUUUAAGUAUUUAUGUAUUGCUGCUAAAGUGAAGCAUGCAGUUGAAGUAGCAAGAGAAGCAAUAAAACAUGGAAAAUGUGUUAUAAUUGGCUUACAAUCUACUGGAGAAGCGCGUACACUUGAACAGCUUGAAAAAGAUGAUGGCGAAUUAACUGAUUUUGUUUCUACAGCAAAGGGUGUUUUACAAUCAUUAGUUGAGAAACAUUUUCCUGCGCCUGAUCGCAGUCGAAUAAAAAAAUUACUGGGAAGUGUAGGUAUUGAGUUAAAACAAUCAAAACCACAGAAUGGUGAUUCUUUAGGACCCAGCAGCUCGAAAGGCAUCGGUGAAAAAAGAAAAUCAGGUCGUCAAGCUAACUCUAGACCUAACAAAAGAACUAAAGAAUCUAGUGAAUCGGAAUCAAAAUCAGAUAAUGACGAUUCAGAUUUUAAGAUGGAAUCAGAGUCUGAAUCAGAAAUUAGUGAAGAACAUAGUGAAGAUUCUGAGGCCAGUAGUGAUUUUAAUCCAUUCAAUGAAGAUGAGUCUGAUAGUGAUGAACCUUGGGUUGGUGCUGGUAGAGCAAAAAAACGUAAAAUUAAAACCCCUGCACAGAAAAAACCAACAACAAAAGAUAAAAUUCAUCAAAUAGUUCUUAAAUCGAGUAUGUCUAAUAAUAGUCAACAUAAAGAUGCAAUUGAUCGCGCGUGUAGUAUGAAAGAAGAAUUAAUUGAAAGGAUUGAGAGACUAGGUGAUAAAUUACCACCAAAUACCCUUGAUCAGCUGAUUGAUGAAUUAGGUGGACCAGAAAAUGUUGCUGAAAUGACAGGAAGAAAAGGUAGAGUUGUACAAACUGAUGGAGGAAUUCAAUAUGAGUCAAGAUCUGAAGCAGAUGCACCUUUAGAAACUCUAAAUGUUAUAGAAAAGCAAAGGUUUAUGGAUGGAGAAAAAGAUGUAGCUAUUAUAUCUGAAGCUGCAAGUUCUGGUAUAUCAUUACAAAGUGAUCGAAGAGCUCGCAAUCAACGACGAAGAGUUCAUAUUACUUUAGAACUUCCCUGGAGUGCAGAUCGAGCUAUUCAACAAUUUGGGCGUUCACAUCGGUCUAAUCAAGUUAAUGCACCAGAAUAUAUUUUCCUUAUAUCAGAUUUAGCUGGCGAACGACGUUUUGCAUCCAUUGUAGCUAAAAGAUUAGAAAGUUUGGGAGCUCUAACUCAUGGUGACAGAAGAGCUACAGAAACACGUGAUUUAUCUAAAUUUAAUAUUGAUAACAAGUAUGGUCGCGCUGCUUUAGAAACAACCAUGAAAACUAUUAUUGGCUAUGAAAGUCCCAUUGUACCGCCUCCUAGUGAUUAUAAAGGAAAUUUCUUUGAAGAUGUUGGUGGUGCACUUGUUGGUGUUGGUUUAAUAAUCAACAAUGAAACCAGCCCCGGAAACUUAACCUUAGAUAAAGAUUACAAUAAUAUAAGCAAGUUCCUAAAUCGAAUAUUGGGUAUGCCUGUUGAACUUCAAAAUAGACUGUUUAAAUAUUUUACUGAUGUUUUGCAUCAUAUCAUCACACAAGCUAAAAAAUCUGGUCGUUUUGAUCUUGGAAUUUUAGAUCUGGGGACGGCUGGAGAGAAUGUUAAAAGAGUAAAAUUAUAUUCAUUUCUUCGUAAACAUGCCACUGGUCAAGCCACAACUGAACUUCAUAUUGUUCAUGUAGAAAGAGGUAUGAGUUGGGAUGAAGCCGUGGAAAGAUCUACUGAGGCAAAAGGAAGCAAUGAAGGAUUUUAUCUGUCACAUCAAAUCAGAAACAACAAAAGCACUGCAGUACUUGCAAUAAUGGCCGAUAACAAUUCUAACAAGAAAUCUGAAAAUACUAAAACUCUUAAAAAAGAUAUUAUGUUUAUGCUAUUCCGCCCAAAUACUGGAUUACAAUUGAGACAAGAAUCGUUAAGUGAACUAGAAAAAAAAUACUAUAAAGUAGGAACUGAUAAAGCAGAAAAACAUUGGAAAGAACAGUAUGAAUCUUCAGAAAAUGUUUGCUCGCAUGCUUAUUGGCGUGGUAAUUGUAAACUUGUGACUGUUGGUCAGGACUGUGAAGUAGGUUUAAGACGUAGGACCUAUAAUGUUCUUUCUGGGUCAGUUUUAAGUGUUUGGAGUCGAAUAGAAAAUGUUCUUUUAGCUCGCACAGGCUCUCAUCAUAAAAUGCAAGUAGUAAGAUUAAAGACUGCAGAAGGUGUCAAGAUAGUCGGUACAUUAAUACCAAAAUCAUGUGUUGAAGCACUCAAACAAGACUUAAGUUCUGAUGCUGAAAAAACUGAAGAAAUAAUUACAUAAAUUAAUUAAAGAAGUUGUGCUUUUAUGUCUAAUUUUACAGUUAAUAUACUUUAACAUAUGUGAAAUUAACAUGGUCAAAAUCAAGGAUGAAUAACAUUCCUUUACCAUAUUAAUUUUGAAAUUUUUAGAUUUCUUUUAAAUGAUAUUUUUGAUUUUGUACAUCUUUGUAUAUCAUAUUUCUAAGUUGACUAUUUAUGAAAAAGUUGACCUGAGAAAAUUUUAUUUAUAUAACUUGUAUUUAUAAUUAUUAUAACUAAAAAACUUGGUCAUCCUUUUUGGAAUUAUAUUUCCUAUUGUUUAUGUAUAUGUGUAUAUAUAUAUAUAUGUAAACAUAAAAUUUUGUUCCCUGUAUAUGUGAUUAUGUUUCUACUAAGUUUAUUAUUUAUUUUACUUUUGUAGUCUAUUUUCUUUAACCUAGUCUUUUUUUGUAUCUUUAUUUCUUAGCGCAAUAAUAUUCUACUUAAAGGAUUCUGACUAAAAACCAUUUAAUUUUCUGUAAAAAUAUAAGUAGAUGUUUUAAUUGUACAAAUUUGAACAAAAUUUUAUUUGAGUUGGUUUUCAUUUUUAUUGAUAUACUAUGAAAAAAAAAUUCACCUAUUUUUCUAUAGUGUGCUGAAUGAAUUGAUGUUCUAUUGAUUUAUAAUAUAAAUAAGUGUAUUCAUAUUAUUAACACAAAAAGAAAUUUAUUGUUUUAAUUAUAAGAAUACUUAGUUUAUAA